AUGGCGACCGCUAAUACCCCGACACAGGCAGACGUGGCGCAAGCGCGUCUGGCGCUUCGUCGCGCUGAACUGGACGCCGCCAUUGAGAUGCGCCGUCUGGAGUUGGAAGCGCUGGAGGCACAGAUAGUCGUCACGGACGUGCCCACGCUCGCCGCCCACGCUGCGGAAACUCCUCCGGACUCUGACCGGGCGAGCAAUGCGGUCGCGCCACCGGCGCAACUGACGCUGACUGCCCAAGUCGUUGAUGGAAGUACGGAUGCACCUUCAGAUAUAUCACAGGGUGCGACGAACGUCGGCGUGGUAGGUAACGACGUCGCUCAGGGUGCUGCAAGUGAGUUUGAACAACGCGAAGGAUCAAUGGGAUACCGAGAAGAGAGUGCUAGCGAGGCUGUAGAUGGUGCGGUACCGACGGACGCCGAUGAAGAGGCCACGGUUGCUGCAGACAUCGCGCCAGAGCCCAACGAGCCCGGGCCUGCCGUUAUAGGGAGCAACGACGGCAUGUCCGCAUCUGGAGCGAGAGUAACCGACGAGACCGACGUGAUAGAGAUACACGAUGAGGAUAGUGACGCUGGACCGGCUUCAAGCGGUAUGACCGAUCGCCAGUUUUGCUCGCGGGUGGCGCGUCUCGCAGGCUUGGCUGCGGGCGUAUCGGGGGAGUGGACGAUUUUUGCGAACUUGAUGACGACGGUGAGCGCGUUCGAAGCUGCGCACGGGUACCAGGAUGGUUCAACACGGCUUCCAACCGGGGAUGUACGCAGCAUCUCGGUCUGGCAGUCAAGGCGGCGUCUGGCAGCGACGCUGGAUCCUUGCAAGCACGUCGAGAGCAACUACAUUGCAUCCGUGGCCCGGUUAUAUCUCGACAUCCGCGCCUUGGCCUUUCGGGACGUAUCGCGCAUGCACAGGCGGUACGGUCUUGUCGGUCUUGCUUACGGACUACUGCAGGCAUACUCGAUCCGACCCACCGAAGGACUUGAAGUCCUUGCGGUUGACUUAAGCAACCUACUGGUAGCUAUCCGGGACCGCCGCCUAGGUCGGGAGGUGGAUUUCGACGACGAAGGUACCGUCGAGGAGGCGUUGAUGGCCAUUGAUGGUCCAAACGCGAUCGCGGCCACGCGGGCACUUGAAGAAUAUGCGCUCGAGUCGCCCAAGACGCGCACGCCGUCUCCAGCUCGGUCCGUGAAGUCCACACGUAAGAGGGACAGAGACGAUGAGGACGGGACAGACGGCUCUAGGAUGAGUGGCGCGUCUUUGCGGCCGGCGAAGAAGGCGAAGGUGAAGGCGGGAUCGCGCUCUCCAGCGAAGACGCGCUCGGCCAAGGCUUAA
Messenger RNA from Peniophora sp. CBMAI 1063, 1323 nucleotides. The record is from the annotation of a GenBank genome assembly. Lineage: Eukaryota; Fungi; Basidiomycota; Agaricomycetes; Russulales; Peniophoraceae.